AUCACAAAAUAUCUCAAACUCUUCCCUAUAAGUAUCAUUCUUCAUUUCAUUAAUCUCCACAAUUCAAACACAAGCGUAUUUCAUUUAAGUACCUUUAUUUGAAGAAGGAAAAAAAAAGGGCGAAGUUCGGUAACUAUUCUCAAUUCUUUUUGAGAGGUUCUUGCCGUUCGAGCCUUUAAAAAAAAAAACCCUAAAAAUCAAAAUGGAGAUGAAGAAGAUCGCUUGUGCCGCCCUCGUCGCCGCCGCCUCAAUGAGCGCGGUCUUGGCUCUGGAAGCACCCGCUCCGGCCCCGGCAGCACACAGCGGAGCCGAUGCUGCAUUGCCCGCCGUCGGAACCCUAGUCGGUGCCUCCCUCUUGUCCUUCUUUGCCUACUACAUGCACUAAAUUGCAUGUUCAUCAAUUUCCUUCAUUCAAAGGAGAUUGAAGGAUGUGAUGCAUGCCUUUCAUGAUGAAAAGGAGAUAGGAGUGUAAUAGUAAUAAGAAAUUAAAAAAAAAAAAAAACCACAUUUGUUUUAGCUAGAUAUGAAAAAUGUAAAACCGAAAAUGUUCUUUUAUUGAUUUAUGCCAUGGAAUAAAGGGAUUAUUUUCCCAUUACACUCUUGUGCGUUUCUCCUUUUCUUUGUUUGUGCGUCUCUCUCUCUCAUAAUUUGUUUUUUUAAUUUCCCUCCCAAAAUAAUAGUCAUCUUUAUAUUGUAUCAGUUAGUUUACAUUAACAAACAAGAUUAUCUUGAUUUGACAUAAGGAACACAAUUUAUAGCAAUAAUUUUUCAGAAGUGAGAAACAAUAUGUUACAUACGGUGAUGCACGAGUUGAGAUAAGUUUUUUUUUUGUCUUAUUAACGUAAAUGUGUGAUUUUUUGGGCGGGGAUCGGGUUCAUAUCAUUUGAUCCUGUUGAAUUACUGAUAUUCGUCCAUUACUUCUAAAUGAUGCAGUGAUGCACUAUAAUAUGUAGACAAAAUACUUACAAAGGAG
Messenger RNA from Oldenlandia corymbosa var. corymbosa, 973 nucleotides. Lineage: Eukaryota; Viridiplantae; Streptophyta; Magnoliopsida; Gentianales; Rubiaceae. The record is from the annotation of a GenBank genome assembly.